Penicillium daleae is the source of this 951-nucleotide messenger RNA. Its product is annotated as putative alpha-1,6-mannosyltransferase subunit. The record is from RefSeq and is a predicted model, not a curated record. Lineage: Eukaryota; Fungi; Ascomycota; Eurotiomycetes; Eurotiales; Aspergillaceae. The transcript has 3 exons. Gene Ontology annotation, biological process: protein N-linked glycosylation. Gene Ontology annotation, molecular function: alpha-1,6-mannosyltransferase activity. The coding region runs from base 1 to 951 and encodes 316 amino acids. Gene Ontology annotation, cellular component: Golgi membrane; mannan polymerase complex.
AUGCAGUUCGCAUUGCCUCCGCGGAGGAGCCCUAAUUCCCUCCCAGGCGCCCAUUCCUCACGGCUACCGCUGUACCGAAGAAAGCAGCUCAAGACGGUCGCCAUAUUUGCAGUUGCCAUCCUAACGCUGCUUUACCUCGUCUCGCAUCUAUUCUUCUCAAGCUCGACUUCUAUUGGGGCGCCGGCUGGUACGGCGGGUGUGGUGAUCGUGACGUUGCUGGAUCGUCAAAGUCUCAGUCAGAGCUAUAUCGAUAAGAUUAUCGCCAACAGGGAAGACUACGCCAAACGCCACGGCUACACGAACUUCUUCGCAAGCGUCUCCGAUUAUGAGGAAGCUAUAAGUGACGACCCUCGAAGCUGGGCCCUCAUCCCAGCAGUACGCCAUGCGAUGGCAGCGCACCCCAAAUCCAAAUACUUCUUUCAUCUGAGCCCUCACGCGCUCAUCAUGAAUCCUACCACAUCCCUCAAAUCCCACCUACUCGACCGAACACGUCUCGAAUCAGUGAUGCUGAAGGAUGUCCCCAUCGUGCCGCCGGACAGCAUCAUCAAGACCUUUGCGCUGGAAGAAAAAGAUGUCGAUUUCAUUCUUACGCAGGAUAGUGAGGACUUGAGUCCCUCGAGCUUUAUUCUCAAGAAUGGGGACUUUGCGCGCUUCUUCUUGGAUCUUUGGUUUGAUCCGUUGUUCCGGAAUUAUAACUUUGCCAAGGCUGAGAUACAUGGAUUGGACCACAUUAUGCAGUGGCAUCCAACGGUGCUGGCUCGAACGGCUUUAGUACCCCAGCGGAUGCUGAAUGCGUAUAGCAAAGACUCGUCGGGUGCUUCGCUGGAUGGUUCUUACAAGGAUGGUGACUUUGUCAUUCGCUUCCCUGCGUGUGAUGAGGGGAAAGCUCAGGACUGCGAUGAGUUGGAUCCUUAUUACACCAUGUGGUGGAAGAAGGCCAAGGGUUCCUGA